Molecule: messenger RNA, 410 nt
Organism: Babjeviella inositovora NRRL Y-12698
Lineage: Eukaryota; Fungi; Ascomycota; Pichiomycetes; Serinales
Exons: 1
Coding region: 34-261 (75 amino acids)
Source: RefSeq, a predicted model, not a curated record
CUGGACCCGGAGAGCUGACGAUUUCGAUCUCCUAUGGCUCUUGUGACGGGCUUACACCUUUUUGCAAUUUUGGGCGAUAGUCUACUCAAGCUGCACGACCAGGAGACCUUUUGUUAUCAGUCAAGUUCUGCCACUAGUUUUGGAGUAUUGGCUCGACAAUUGUGGGAGUCUUGUGGUGCAGUUGUACCUGGAACCGCGACGAUUAGAUACGAAAGCCAAUUAGAAAACGGCUCACAGGGGGGCUUUUUUUUGGUUUGUUAAUAAACAACACCCCAGGCUAGGCUGAUUGAGCGUGGUUUGUUAUAUGGCUUUCAAGAUAUGGUGUGUUUAACCUAGGAUAUUGGUCAGUCUGAUUCACUCAUUAUUUGAUUAACCGUUUUUAUUAAUUUUUCGAGUCUGAAACUUAAGGA